GGUAUCAUCAGCCGAGCCGCUGGGUCGCGAAAGCCCGGUGCGGGGAGCGGGCGCCGAUGGACGGGAGUUCGGCGCCGCGGACCGUCUGAGCGGGCGGGGGCGUGUGCGAUCGCCGGGCAGCCAAGCGCAGCGGGCGGCCGCGGCGUUCCCAGAGACCGAGAACCCGGUACAGAGGCAGGCAUGUUCCCUCGGCUGCUGCUGGCGGCUUCUGUCGCCAUCGUGCUGCAAGUUACCCGGAGCUACAAGCCGGUGAUCGUGGUGCACGGCUUGUUCGACAGCCCCGGGGACCUGCUGACGCUCCAAGCUUACAUCAACCAGUCGCACCCUGGAACCAACGUGACUAUCAUCGACCUGUUCGACCGGACGCAGAGCCUGAAGUCGCUGUGGAGUCAGGUGGAAGGCUUCAAACAAGCUAUCUCCCCCAUCAUGCAAAAUGCAGCCAAUGGGGUACAUAUGAUCUGUUACUCCCAAGGUGGCCUGAUCUGUCGGGGAAUUCUCUCCACCAUGCCGGACCACAAUGUGCACACACUGAUCUCCCUGUCAGCCCCUCUGCUCGGCCAGUACGGAGAUACUGAUUACCUGAAGUGGUUUUUCCCAAAGUACGUGAAGACCAACCUUUACCACUUCUGCUACACACAGUUGGGGCAGUGUUUCUCCAUCUGCAACUACUGGAACGACCCUCACCAUCACGACAUGUACCUCAACUUCAGUAACUACCUGGCUGUCCUCAACAACGAGACACAGAACCCCAAUGCCACAGUAUGGAAGAAGAAUUUCCUGAGGUUGAAGCAGCUUGUUCUGAUUGGAGGGCCGGACGAUGGUGUUAUCACCCCCUGGCAGUCCAGCCACUUUGGAUUUUAUAACGAGAACGAGACGGUGGUGGAGAUGAAGAAUCAGUUGAUCUACCUGAGGGACACGUUCGGGCUAAAGACGCUGGACAUGAGGGGGGCCAUUGCGACGUUCGAGGUCCACAACGUGCACCACACAGACUGGCACUCCAACAGGACUGUGUUCGACCAGUGCAUCGCCAAGUGGCUCACGUAAGCGCCUCCCGUGCCGCGGAGGGAGGUGAGGGUCUGGGAGCCGCGCUCACAGAGCGCCUCGCAGACCGAACCCGACUGCAACACCGCAGCCCCUCCCACAGGUGGACGGAUAGAGGAGGGAGGGGAAACGAGACUAGGAGGAUGGAGCCAUAGUCAAGGAGACUGUUUACGGUUUGCCGGCUUAAUUAUAGAGACAGUGGAGCCUGGGGGCUGACCUCUGUGAAAGAGGAGGAUGGCUCCUGGAUUUGUGAUGUGCGGGAGGAAUGGAGGGGUGGGGGAGGGAAGGUGUGGGGAAGAGUGAGGUGCUGAGUAGAGGGGCACUGGUGGUCCAAGCACAAAGGUCCCACUCUGGGGGAUGAAUUGACAGCAUCACCAGUAGCAUUAUAAAUUUAAUUAUUUCAUUAAUCUCAAACAAUUUUAAUCUCAUUUCUAAACUCUGCAAUUCCCUUCUCUCCUCUGGGUGCACACACAGGAGAUUCUUGUCCCUGCUCCAAUGUCGGGAAGAUCUCGCAGUCCAACAUCUCAAACUAUUUGGGGUCCUCCGACCGAUGUUGGAGUCACCCUCUGAUCACCAGAGUUUCUCUGUCGUUCUUGUCAGCGGCUCGUUGCAAACGCACCUCCGUCGCCUCACGGACGGUUAGCCUCCCUCAAGAGAGCUGUGGCCAGCCGAGUUUCCGUGGGCCGCAUUGGCCGACUGCGUUCUUCCUCUUCACGUUCUCCCUCCAUCACUCCCGUAUCGCGCCAGUUGGGUUUGAGUUUGCCUCCCAUUUUGUAAUACAGUGUUUCAUAACUUUGGUGGAAAAUUUGUCCUUUUGAAGGGAAGGAAAAGAUUUUCUAUAUUGGAAGCUUUUAAAAUCAUAUCCAGAAUAAUAAUUUUGAAGGAAUGGAUGUUUGUAAGCAUUAAAUAUUUGAGAUAUUUUGCCUUUUAUAUGUAAAAAAAUAGUAUUAAUGCAGGGACGAUUUUAGGCAGUAAAUGUUAUUACAUACCUCAGGAAUACCAAGCACCAGGUAUUGGAGGAAGGAGAGUCAUCUCUGUUGAGACAGGGAUAGGAUUGGGAAACUUCCUCCUGUGUUUCCGCUUCCUUCCAAUGUGGCAAACUUGUGGCUUUUGUAGGCCAGAGACUUCAUUUGAUGGGCUGAAUGGCCUUAUUCUGCUCCUACGUCUUAUGGUCUAUUCCCAAUCUAAGCCAUUAUUUUCGAGUCCUGAAAAAUCACAUCUAUUUUUAGAAGGGAAAAGUAUUGUUUGAGUCUACCAAGAAAGUUUGUCCCAUGUUUGUUUAGAGCAGCGGUUCCCUAUCCUGAGGUCCAUAGACCCUUCGGUUAAUAGUCGGGGUCCAUGGCAUCAAAAGGGUUGGGAAUCCCUGGUUUAGAGUGGAUAUCACUGAAAAUAGUAUGUAUUGUACAGCCUUUGCCUUUUUUGACUGUAUUUUCACCUUUUGGGUUCCACCAGAUGGAGUUCUUUUGACGGCUUAGCUUUCACCGUUGAAAUUAUACUAUUGAGGCAGGGAAAUUGUAUUGUUAAGUAUUUCAUGGGGUCUUCAUCUUCACCCUGGGUCAGGUAGUGGUGUGGCACCAAGUUAAGAUGACAGCGGUUGGACAGAUAAGGGCUCGGAGGUUAACUGUGUCAAGGCCGAAGUGAGGUGUGUUCCAGGAAGAGUUAGCCGCUCAGUGUUUGUCAGGGUCUGUAAUCGCAGCUGCUGGAAUGAGAAAUGAAAGAAAGGCGGCCGUGGGGAGACGUUACUGGAAGUUGGAGAGAUCGAUGUUCAUGCCAUUAGGUGGGACAGAUGGAAUGUGAGGUGUUGUUCCUUCUGACUGUUACUGUUACGCCACUGGUGUUUAGGGCAGCAAUGACGGUCCGCCAUCUCUGUCUGUCAAUAGACAAUAGGUGCAGGAGUAGUCCAUUCAGCCCUUCGAGCCAGCACCGCCAUUCACUGUGAUCAUCGCUGAUCAUCCACAAUCAGUACCCUGUUCCUGCCUUCUCCCCAUAACCUUUGACUCCGCUAUCUUUAAGAGCUCUAUCUAACUCUUUCUUGAAAGAAUCCAGAGAAUUGGGCUCCACUGCCUUCUGAGGCAGAGCAUUCCACAGAUCCACAACUCUCUGUGUGAAAAAGUUUUUCCUCAACUCCGUUAUAAAUUGUCUACCCCUUAUUCUUAAACUGUGGCCUCUGGUUCUGGACUCCCCCAACAUCGGGAACAUGUUUCCUGCCUCUAGCAUGUCCAAUCCCUUAAUAAUCUUAUAUGUUUCAAUCAGAUCCCCUCUCAUCCUUCUAAAUUCCAGUGUAUACAAGCCCAGUCGCUCCAAUCUUUCAACAUAUGACAGUCCCGCCAUCCCGGGAAUUAACCUUGUGAACCUACGCUGCACUCCCUCAAUAGCAAGAAUGUCCUUCCUCAAAUUUGGAGACCAAAACUGCACACAGUACUCCAGGUGUGGUCUCACCAGGGCCAUGUACAACAGCAGAAGGACCUCUUUGCUCUUAUACACAACUCCCCUUGUUAUGAAGGCCAACAUGCCAUUAGCUUUCUUCACUGCCUGCCGUGCCUGCCUGCUUCCUUUCAGUGACUGAUGAACAAGGACACCCAGAACUCGUUGUACUUCCCCUUUUCCUAACUUGACAGCAUUCAGAUAGUAAUUUGCCUUCCUGUUCUUGUCACUUGGCCUCUUGGUCUUGACGGCGUUCAGGGCAACUCUCAUCAUGCCAGUAGCUUGCCCUACUGUCAGUCAUGCAAGUCCCCGGUGGAGACUCAGGAAUACUGUCACACUCGGAUGUAAAGGGAUUCCUCAUCGCUCUUUCAUUAACACAUUUGUUUUACCAGUCAGGGUCGUCAGCUCCGAGCUGAACCCCGAGACUCGGAGGACCGGUGGACCACUCUUAGUCUGGCCACUAGCCUCUGACCUGUUUGGCACGGGUCACCCUUCCAAGAGCCAAAACAUAAAGCCCUGACUCCAGCCAACAUAACUCUUCGGAUCAUCGAGACGGGCAAGCCUCCAAACCGCGCCAAGGUUACUGUCUUUUUGGUGGUCCUGGCUUCCAGCUCUAGGAAUUCCGGCCGAUUACGAACAGCUUCCCCGCGUGAAAAAGAAUUCUGUUUUCAUUGCAAAAUAUUUCCUCAGCUUAGCUUUUAGGUCAAAACAUUGGGAGAAUGGCUGACUGUCUAAUCCCAUGGAGUCUGUCUAUUAAUCGAUCAGAAUAUUACCUCAUCUGUAACAAAUUCAGUAAUCUGCUGAGACCUUAGUCGUGAUUUACCUUUGUGACAUUAGAUUUGAUGAAAUCAGUUCACUGUCAGCUUGUUGUGAUGGAGAACCCAGAAUUUACACUGGAUUUUAAUUAUUAUGACAGUCCAGUAUCCUGACAAUUUUCCCAUUCCCCAUCUUAACUGCUGCAUUAACCUAGUGAGUUUAAACUGAUUGCCCUCCCACUUUCCAAGUGAGAUAAUCUCUUACUGGAGUCCUCAUUAGUUUACGCUGUUCGGGUGUAAAUAAGUAAAUAGUAGAAGGUUAUUCUUCUACCAGAGGGGCAAAGGAGUCGUUUUAAUUCUUGCCCCAGCUGAUGCCAGGUUAGAGGGCUGAAUAUAUGGUUUGUGUGGUGUCAGCAAUGGAUGAUACUAGCAGGGCUAUGGUCCAGGUUGUGAUUUCAGUGUUCUGCGUUUUAUCAAGAAUUUCCAUCAUGCUAACACACGAGCUUGUUGUUUCUAGUUUGUCAUACACGGUGUAGUGAUUUGAAAACUGCGUUUUGUUGUCUAGUAGUUUCUGGUAUCUGCGGAGAUGAGAAGCUCACCUUAUGCGAAAUCCCUCGGGAUUUCAGAUCCAGAUUACUCCUGCAGUAUCUAAUGAGAUCAGAGUGUUUCCCUUGCACUUCAGAACAGAGGGAUAAAGAAAACACAUAAAACAUUCAGGAAUUAAUUCUUAAAACCAUAGAACACUAGAGCACAGAACCAGGCCCUUCAGCCCACCUAAAUCCAUGCUAUCGACCUGCACCUGGACCGUAGCCACCAUUCCCCUCCCAUCCAUGUUCCUAUCCAAACUUCUCUUCAAUGUAGCAAUUAACCCCACUUCCACUGGCAGCUCGUUCCAUACUUGCACGACCCUCCAAGGGAAGAAGUUCCACCUCAGGUUUCCCUUAAACACCUUAUCAUUCACCCUUAACCCAGGAUGUCUGUUUGUAGUCAGUCUCACCCUCAGAGGGAAAAGUCUGUAUGCAUUUACCCUAUCUAGGCCACUCAUCAUUUUGUAUAUCUCUGUCAAAUCUGCCCUCAUUCCCCUACACUCCAGGUAUAAUCUAUUCUACCUUUCCCUAUAACUCAAGUCCCAGUAACAUCCUUGUAAAUUUCCUCUGCAUUCUUCAAUCUCAUUGACAUCCCCGUAACUUUGACGUCCUGACUAAUCAGGAACUUAUCAACCUCCGUUUUAAGUACAUUGAAAGAUUUGGCCUCCACAACCACCUGCGGCAAUGAAUUCCUCAAAUUCACUACCCACUGGCGAAAGAAAUUCCCCCCUCAUCCCUGUUCUAAACAGACAUCCUUCUAUUCUGAGGCUGUGCUUUCUGGUCCUAGACUCUCCCACUACAGGAAACACUGUCCGCACAGCCACUCUGUGUAGGCCUUUCAGUAUUUGAUCGGUUUCAAUGAGAUCCACACUCAUUUUUCUUAUCUCAAAGGCUUCUCAUACAUUAACCCAUUCAUUCCCAGAAUCAUUCUUGUGAAUCUCCUCCAGACUCUUUCAAAUGCCAGUCCAUCUUUUAUUAGAUAAGAGACCCAGAUCUGGCAAUAUUGAUUACUCCUGGACAAUACAGCCUAUGGGAAAGUUGAAGGAGUGUCUGGUACUGGCUACCAGCUUGGCCCCUUGUUGCCCUGAUCAAUUUUGGGAAAAGGCCACAACCUCAUCUUAUCUGGCUCCUGGAUCCUCACCUCUGGUCUCUGGGGGAAAGAGCCGCAGCCCCUGGAGCACGAGCCAGAACCCUGAGCAUUGCUUCCAAACCUGACACCUCAGAAUGCCAGUGACUGGCUGUCUGUGUACAAUCUGCCAUGCUGAACUGCUCCUGACUACCUCUCUGCACCAGUAAGACAUACUCCAGGGAAUUCUCUGCCAUUUUCCUCAUCUCCCCGCCAGAGCUAAAGGCAAAAGGAAUACCUUUAUUCAGGAUAUGGUAAAAUGUUUUCAGCUAACAAAACUGCCAUCUGCAAGUAAGGGACAGGAAAUAAUCCUUAGUUAUAUACUGUAUUGAGUUUCAGUGCUGCUUAAGUCAAUACCAAUGCAAUGUGUGUGUGUGGAGCUCUCGUUAUCCACCACAGCAGAACCUUUGAUGUUGACUCUGAUGUUAAAGGGUCAACAUGUUUCCCAGGCAGAGGGUUAUUUCACCCCGUUCAUGUUCAAGUUUAUUGUCAUCUGACUGUUCAUGCAUACAACCAAAUGAAACAAUGUUCCUCCAGACCAUGGUAAACCCACACAGCACAUAAAACAAAAUAGUGCCAUAAGUUCCUAAAGUAUAAUUCAAAAGGAAUGCAGGUAAACAGAAAACAGUACAGAGCCAGCAGCUUGGUGAUAGCUACAUCUGUUGCUUCGAAGGGUGGUCUGCGGAUGAGUGAACGCUGGGGUGAGUGAAGCUGACCAUCAGAUCCAAUGGACAGUGGUUCUAUGAGAUAUUCUGCACAGACAGGUAUUGAACAAUUUCCACUGUACAUGAUGAUUACCUAUGAAGCCAUUUCCCUCAACUUGUUACCUUUUAUUUUUAACUUUUUUUUUGAGGAUUGUUUGUACAUUAUUUCUGCAUUGCCUUGUUAUUGUCCAAUAAAAUCAUUUUGAAAUACUAGAGUGUGACUGGUGCC
This is a messenger RNA of Mobula hypostoma (lesser devil ray), 6866 nucleotides long. Its product is annotated as lysosomal thioesterase PPT2-A-like. The transcript is spliced from 8 exons. Lineage: Eukaryota; Metazoa; Chordata; Chondrichthyes; Myliobatiformes; Myliobatidae. The coding region runs from base 181 to 1044 and encodes 287 amino acids. Gene Ontology annotation, cellular component: lysosome. Gene Ontology annotation, molecular function: thiolester hydrolase activity. The record is from RefSeq and is a predicted model, not a curated record.